UGGUUGCCGUGGCAGCCGGGGGCGGGUGGCGGUAGCCAGCGGGGUGCAGACUGGAGAGGCCGCGGUGACAGGAGCGCCACCCUGGCUCCCGGGGGACCUCGCCGCUCAGAGGGUGCGAGCACCAUGUCGGUCGCUACCAAGUGGUUCCGAGGGGCGCCCUUUGGGGUGCAGAGCCACAGGUUUGAUGUCUCCGCCGUUUAUCCCAACCAGAAGAAGUGCAGCACCUUCACGGAGGCCCCGUACUCCCGGAGUCAUUCUGUGGAGGUGUCCCACAUAGGCCCUGGGACCUACAGCUGCAGGGAGACCUGCUUCAGCAAGAAGAAGCUGAAGAAGGAGGUGGGCACAGGCUGGGCCCGGGCCCAGGAAGCAGCCCGGCUCACCCAGCUGCCCCACUUCCGGUACGAGGCCCUCUUGAAAGAAAGACGGCUGCAGGCGCAGAAGCUGGGGCCUGGCUCCUACAACCUCAAAGACUUCCUGGAAGAGCUGCAGCAGAAGCCAAGCAGCACGCGGGGGCUGCUAAGCUCCGGGGAGACCCGCUUCUCAGGUCUCGUGGGGAACUACUAUCCAGGCCCUGGGAAUUAUGGGGAGAAGGGCAACCCAUACACACAGCUGGAGGAGAAGGCCUGGAACCGGUCCCACGCCGAGGGCCUCAUGUGCAAGAUGUCCAACAAGCCUCAUCCCCAGUCUCAUCAGGGGAGCGGCCUGGGGCCCAACACCUACUCCAUCAAAAGCAGCAUCGACGAGUACCUGGCUCGCUCUGCGGGCACCCGAGGGCCCUAUGACAUUUUCUCCGGUGACAGAAGCAAGCCCCUGCCUUAUGGACAUUACUCUGAGCAGAAAAAAAAGCCCAGGGAACUGAUGAAUUUCCAGAGUUUUGUGGAGGAACUUAACUCACGUUACAAGAAGAAGCAUGGGGUUUUUUCAAAGCUUCCCCGAAAUCCGGACCCUUCCCCAGAGAGGAUUAACUGGUCCCCUCUUAGCCAGUGUCCCCGGAAACUAGCUACUUCUGGUCCAGGUACCUGGCUUCCCCAGGAGACAGCAUGCAAACAUGUGAACCCGCCACCAUUCCCCUUGGCCUCAGAGCGCUCAGGCGUAAAGGCAUGCCAGACAGUUCCAGAGAUCUGGAACCCAGUAGGGGUGGGCCGCUACCUCAACAUCAUGAGGAUGGAGACCAAGGACAGGCAGUGGUACCGGUCCCUGUACCUGGGUGGAUCUAAGCACUACCCUGCAGACCCAGCUUGGGACAGGGUCCUGCAGGAAAGGAUUACACCUGUUACGAAGGGCAAGUGCCGUCCAGCUGUGGAUUAUAACUCAGAUCCCACUCCUUAGAGCCUCAUGGAAAGAACAACCUGUAACCCAAGGCCCAAAGACAAAUCUGGUGGUGGGAGGAUGGGAAUGGGAUUCUUGGGGGAAAGAUACUUGAUGCGUGGGAGGGGGAGAGAUGUGGAGGGGUCACCCUGGUGAAGCCAUAGACCAGCUGUUGGGACAGCUGGGGAUGGAUACAUUCUGUUACAAGAGAUCAGUUGUCCUGGGAAUUCCAACCAGCCAGUGACACGAAUGUGGGAGCCCAGACAGCAGAUGAACCUACAGACUGGAGUGUGGGUGACCCCCAUAACCCUCCUACUGUAAGACCAGAGUGCUGGCUCCCUCUCAUUAAAGUCCAAAAGGAAGGGGCAGAGUGUAGCCUAUGUCACAUGUAGCCCUAGGCCACUGCAAGAAUACCCCACCCCUUCUCAGGAUCUCUGGAUGCUCAAGGGGCCUCUUGCCUGUGUCUAGUCAUUGGGCACAGCUGGUAGCUCUACCCCCAGUGUGGCUCAAAGGCAGGCCUGGGGGUAGAGGCCUGGGGGGACGGUUGGUGAGCACAUCCAGUUUCUUCAUCAGUGUUUCUCAUCAGUAAGCGACUGGCUGGGAUGGGUAGUGGGCCAUCCCUAGAGAAGAUCCUGGGACCCCACAGCUUCAGCCACAAAAUCUGCAGAACAAUAAAAAUACUUCACUUUC
Messenger RNA from Chinchilla lanigera (long-tailed chinchilla), 1998 nucleotides. It is a transcript of the gene Cimap2, whose product is annotated as chromosome unknown open reading frame, human C1orf177. The record is from RefSeq and is a predicted model, not a curated record. Lineage: Eukaryota; Metazoa; Chordata; Mammalia; Rodentia; Chinchillidae.